This is a messenger RNA of Purpureocillium takamizusanense, 1614 nucleotides long. RefSeq lists its product as uncharacterized. Bases 1 to 1614 code for a protein of 537 amino acids. Lineage: Eukaryota; Fungi; Ascomycota; Sordariomycetes; Hypocreales; Ophiocordycipitaceae. The transcript has a single exon. The record is from RefSeq and is a predicted model, not a curated record.
AUGCCUACGCGGGUCAUUGACGUCCGGAGUCCGGACGGGCCAUCAGCCCUGCGGCUCGUCUCGGGCCAGGGCAUGUGCGAACCGUACAUGGCCUUGUCCUACUGCUGGGGUGUGACGGCCGACGACAUCCUGACCCUGACUCCCAAGACGUUUGCGUGCAUGACCCAAUGCAUCGCGGAGUCGGAUCUGGCACAGGCGCACCAGGACACGGUGUCCCUCGCUCGGGCACUGGGCAUACGAUACAUAUGGAUCGACGCGCUGUGCAUCAUCCAAGGCGACGAACAAGACUGGACAAGGGAGUCUAGGAAGAUGGCGCAGGUAUACGGCAACGCCACCCUGACCGUCGUCGCCGGACGCUCCGCAGACGCAAGAAACGGCUACAUCGACAACUUCGUGGACUCGUCACAAGCGGGGGCCCCGUCACCAUGCCGGCUUCCUGUGGGCGGCACCCCGGCCUCGGACGCGGAUUCUUCCAACGGCGGCGUCGUCAUGGUCAGUCUGCCUCGUUCUACCGACCUCGGCCCCGUCGUGACCCGGGCGUGGUGCUGCCAGGAGAGGACUUGCUGUCGACGCGCCGUCAUGUUUGGCACAGAGCAGCUCUUCUUCGAAUGCGAGACCCUGCGCAUCUACGAGAACGGGCUCAUCGCAGAUCGGCCGGCGGCGCGGUUCGCCUUUGACCAGCCGCCGCCGCCGUUGACUCUCUCGUCUUCUGCGCAUCCUGACGAGCUGCGCGACAGGCGCGAGGCCACCCUGCGCAAGUGGUACGACUUCUUAUACGUAUACACGGCGUGCCGCCUGUCCGACCCGCACGACAUCUUCGCCGCCAUCGCCGCCAUCGCCCAGCGGGCCGCGCGGGCUCUCGACUCACGCUACCUGGCCGGGAUCUGGGAGUGCGACAUGCUGCGCGGCCUGCUCUGGAAGCCGUGCUACCACCUCGAGGUGUCUCGGAACGCAAGGCUCGUGACCACGCGGCCCAAGCCCACGCGGCUCGCGGGCGCCGCCCGAGACUCGCGCGUUGUGCGCGCCCCGUCGUGGUCGUGGGCCGCCGUCGAGGGCCCCGUUUCGCAUGAGAGCGCUACGCCCCCGAACAUGGCGCGCUUCAGGGACCCGGCAUAUGCGAGGGCACGACCCGCGUGUGCGGGCUCAGCACGGUGGACGCGCGAAGACGACGACGACGACGACGAGCGGUGCGGGCCGGACAAGCUUCGCGUGCCCGCGCUGGAGCUGCGCCUCAUCGGUCGCCUAGCCGCCGUGCGGGUGUCGCAGCACGGAGAGUGUGCCCUCAGCGUAGACGACUACAUCGCCCAGACGUACCCGAGGGGAAGAAGGCGGGCGCUGCGGAUAAACGUCGAAGGAUUGCCGCUUCUCGGACUCGGAGCGGCCUUGGGGCUGGCUGACGAUCCGUGUGGCCGCGUCGUGGGCAUCGGGCUCUUCGACGUGCGCGAGGAGCGGGAAGGGGUCGACAUCGUCUACUGCCUGCCCCUCGUCCGGGACAAGGGCCUGCUGCUGGCGAAGAGCGGUAAUGGCCGCAGCUUCAGUCGGCUAGGGUGGUUCUGGGUCGAAAAGGAGGCUUGGUUUUCAAGCCACGAGGAGACGGAGGUGCAUCUGUGUUGA